AUGGCCCAGCUAAUCACCUUGCCUCACCUCCAUGCCUCACCCACUCUGUUCACCAAAGUGAAACAUAGAAGCAGCAGGAGAAUUAUGGCGAUGGGGACUUUUCUGUUCGUUUUGCUGCUUGCUCUGCUGAUUCUCUUCUUCCUGACGCAACUCUGGUCCCGAAGACAUUUGCCUCCUGGUCCUUUGGCUCUACCUCUCAUUGGGACCUUGUGGGCUUACGGGCUUUGGCUUCGCAAAGAUUACUUCUCUAAGCAUGUAAAAGAAUAUGGAAAUAUAUACUCCAUGUGGGUUGGACAUUACCUUAUUGUAGUGCUAUCUGGGUUCAAAACUGUGAAAGAAGGAAUGGACCGUUUCCCAGAAGAAUUCUCUUAUCGACCGGAGGAUGCUUUCAUGACAGGUGUUGGGCAUAGACAGGGAAUUAUUUUCUCCAAUGGCCACAUCUGGAAACAGCAGCGUCACAUUGGUGUCACGUCUCUGCGGAAGCUGGGCCUGGGGAAGAAAAGCAUUGAGCAUCAGAUAGAAGACGUGGCUCAGAGACUGGUGGAGAUGUUCAGACAAACAAAAGGACAGCCUUUUGACCCUUCGUUUCCAGUAGUAAAUGCAGUUUCUAAUGUUAUAUGUGCUUUGAGUUUUGGCCAUCAAUUUGCUCCUGAAGAUGAAAACUUCCAGAAGUUAAUUAAAGCUCUUGAAAAUAUUGUGAAAUUCUCUGGUGGCUUUUUUCAUGUGAUGCUUUUUGUGUUCCCACGAUUAAUGAGCUACCUCCCAGGCCCUCACAAGGAGGCCUUGGCUUCUGUAGAGGUGAUCACUUCCUUUGCAAAGCAAGAAAUAAAGAAACACAAGGACUCCAGAUCUCUCCAUGAGCCACAAGAUUUCAUUGAUUACUAUCUUCUACAGAUGGAGAAGACCAGGAAUGACCCAGACUCUACCUAUGAUGAAGAGAACCUGGCUCAGUGUAUUUUUGAUUUUUUUGGUGCUGGAAUAGACACAACCUUUGGUACUCUGAAGUGGGCACUGCUUCUCUUGACCAAUCACCCUGACAUCCAAGAGAAAGUCCAGAGGGAAAUUGAAGAUGUGUUUGGCUUCUCGGGGUCGAUUUCCUAUCAGGAUCGGAAGAAGCUGCCCUACACCAAUGCCGUGAUUCAUGAAAUGCAACGAUUCAAAUUUGUCUUGUUAGCUGGCUUUCCCCGAGAAAGUACAAAGGAUGUGAAGAUGAGGGGUUACCACAUUCCUAAGGGGACCAUUAUUCUCGCAGACCUGCGCUCUGUCCUUCUUGAUCCUGAGCAAUGGGAGACACCUGAAGAAUUCAACCCAAGUCACUUUUUAGAUAAGGAUGGGAAGUUCAUUGAACCGGAAGAGUUCCUGUCAUUUGGAAUAGGUCUACGUUCCUGUGUGGGAGAACAGCUAGCAAGAAUUGAGAUCUUUAUCUUUCUGACCAGCUUGUUGAGGGCCUUCAGCCUCCGGUUGCCUGAAGGAGUGAAAAAGCUCAAUGAAGAACCUGUUGCAAAAGUGCUGACACAUCCACACCCUUACAAACUGUGUGCUGUUCCCUUACAAUCUUAA
This is a messenger RNA of Thamnophis elegans (Western terrestrial garter snake), 1560 nucleotides long. RefSeq names its product cytochrome P450 2C31-like. Gene Ontology annotation, biological process: arachidonate metabolic process; xenobiotic metabolic process. Bases 1 to 1560 code for a protein of 519 amino acids. The record is from RefSeq and is a predicted model, not a curated record. Lineage: Eukaryota; Metazoa; Chordata; Lepidosauria; Squamata; Natricidae. The transcript has 10 exons. Gene Ontology annotation, molecular function: iron ion binding; heme binding; oxidoreductase activity, acting on paired donors, with incorporation or reduction of molecular oxygen, reduced flavin or flavoprotein as one donor, and incorporation of one atom of oxygen. Gene Ontology annotation, cellular component: intracellular membrane-bounded organelle; cytoplasm.